UGUCUAUAUGAAAGCUACAUUUCUAACUGUAUUCAUUGUUCUGGUAACACAGAUCUGAAGCAAAAGGAAGAUGUAGUGUGUUCCUUGGAUAUUUAGUCUGUUGUUUGGCUGCUUUCAAGUAUUUAACUCCUAUGUAGCAUGUAUAGAUGAAACACUAAAAAUCAGUUGGCAACAAGAUUGAUAACAUAAGGAGUAGUUACCGUGUAUAUGUUUUAGAUCCCUUAAAAUACUUCUGUGUGGAUGGGUAAGAAGGUUGCAGAAGACUGGAAGAGAGGAUCGGUACCUUUAUUAGAGGCUCUCUGUCGCUGCUAAAAGAAAAUAGCGUGGAAGGGACAAACUGACCUUUCCUCUUCCUAAACUCCCCAGCUGAUCCAUGCUGGCACCCAUCCUCUCCAUGUUGUUCUGGCAGCCAGGGCCAGAUGACAAAAGGACAGGAAUCAGAGUUGGGCGGGUGGGGCGGGGUGGGGCGGUGUUCCACCUCAAGAGGUUUCCUGGCUGGAUGUGCCUUUGCUGUAGAAGAUGAAGGGAGAAAAAAAGUAUUUCACUGGGCCCCAAGAUUUUCUGGGGCUUUGUUCUGCCCAGCAGCAGCUGUUGAAUCUUGUGUAGUUUACUGUCAGUGUUCAGGAGUUACACAUGGUGGAAGAGGCAGAGGCAAUCUUAACGGCAAUGUUGAUAUUUCUGUAUUUUGAUACUUUUCUAUUAACUGGAACAAAAUUAAAGAGACUAACAAAUUCUUAACACAUGUACUACUACGUCAAAACAAUAACACUGCUACCCAGUUCCUACUCUUCUGCUUUAUCUUUCACUCAUGCUGUCCACUUCCUUCUCUCUCUCCCCAACUGUCCUUUUCCAGCAGUUGUUUCUUUCCUCCUAUGAUCUCAGUGUACAGCAUUUAGAGUAAUAGUAACAGAAGAACUCUAAGAGGGUGGAGCCAGAAGCAGAGGAGAGAGAUGACAGGUGGAGAGCUUACCAGUUGUAUGGAGAGAAGACAGAUUCAGAAGUAGAAGAGCAGGAAAAGGUAGCAGUUGUUAUAUUGGUGGUGAAGUAGCAGUACAUAAUUCUCUUCGGAUAUAAUUUCAUUUGUAUCAUUUUCCUCUGUGUUGAGGAAGUACACUGAACUUGCAUAGAAAGUGGCGUCAUGUUAGUGUUUCCUCUCACUGAGGUUGUUAAUGUUGCUAGGAAGAUCUUUGUCUGGCAGCUCAUGGUCAAGUGAAUACUUUCUGUGGUCCUCUGCAUCCUUAAAUGGAACUUGGUCAGGGUUGAUGUGGGGGAAACCUUAGUUACUGUGCUGCUUUUCCUCCUUCUCUUAUAUCCUCACCUCUCUGUGUGUAUCACCUUCUAGCUGACCUAUCAAAAUUUCCAUUUAAAAAAAAAACCCCUUUCUGGCAGUUUAUGUAAGUAGAAUAAAGCUUCUCCUCAAAUUCAUCAGAUUACAUACCUGAUUGUGAUGAAUUUACUGAGAACUUAGGCAUCCAAAGAGCCCCAAAGGAAUAAGGUAUAGACACUGGAACAAAUUCUAGAAUGCAUAAAAUGGAGGGGGGGGGGCAUCUCCUGAAGGGCCUGCUCUCUAAUUUCCUUUUAAGUUCUCAUUUUUCUUACUUAGCUGUCUCUGCUUUGACUUUCCAGUCCUGUUCAUGAAACCAUGUGUCCAGGUUCAGGUUUUAUGCAGAAUUCUUAAGUCGGUGGAAAAGGCAAUGGCAAUGUUUAUUUUUGUAUUUAACAUUAAAUAGAACAUAACUGAGCAGGCUAACAAAUACCUAUUGCUGCUGCUGCUACUAAUACUAAUGACCAAGGAGGGUAAGUAAAGAAGUCAAGAAUACACACAAUCAUUCAAUGACAGUUGGUGAUAUCCAUUCAGAGUACCCUAUCUGUAGAUUGAUAGCUGUCUUAUUCAGAAAGUGAUAUGCAAACUGUAAAUUAUCUGCAAAGGAAAUAUGCAAUGUCAUAGUUCCCUGGUCUUUGAUAUUCUCCACCAGUACCGGAAAGCUGGUCCUGCACAUGGCUGCCAGACGUAUGCAGAGUUUUCAUCUUACUUGUAUGAGAAGAUUAGGGUGUGCCAGAUAAUUCCAUGCAAGCAGCUUCUUCCACUCUCCCAUCAUUUCUGCAUCAGAGUCAGCUCUGAUACUGCUGAUCGUUUACUUGGCCAGGAAAGGGGAACAGACUUCCCCACCUAAGUAUAUGGCUGGAGCUUACUGGAUCAGCCAUUUGUUCGUGAAAGGAGAGAUUUCCGAGGAUAAUAUACGUACAUUGGCACUCAGGGAUGGCUUUUGCCAAAUUCUUUUAGUAAGGGUUUCAGGAGGUACAGAUAAGUGGGUAGGAUGUCCUGCCUGCAGACAGCUGAAAUCUGCUUGGCCAGUCCUUUUAGCAGAAACUAUCUGUAGUUUUGGGCAUGAUUCUGCAAAUCUGUACCAUUAGAACUUUUUUCUGAAGACCUGAAGUUCUCAGGGUUUUUGUUGUCUGCUUGUGUGCAGGAGAGUACAAAGGAGUUCGCAGAAUUCACAGAAACUCUGGUGAUGAAUUAGGAUGUGUUCUUACUAGAUAGGGUUCAGGUUUGUUUUUGUCUCAUGAUUGUAAUGGCAAUUAAAGUAUGCGUAGGAAAUCAUUAAUUUCAGUUGUAUUUAAGCAUUUAUAUGCCACUAAAAUUACAGGAACUCAGACAUACUUAAUCUGAAGAUAGAAAUCUAUUUUGUGCAUUAAGAUACCUUUUUAAACGCUAGUAUCAGGUGAUACAGGUCAACCCUAAAGUUCCUGUUGAUACAAUUGCAAGAAGGCCAAAUGCUUGGUUUCCUGCUAAGCAUUUGUAGUAUUAUCUAUAUUAUUAGAAUGAAUCCCCUUCAUGCACCAAGAGCUCAGGUUAUGGAGGGAAGGAUGAAUUCCAAGUUAGAGAUGGGCACGAAAUGGAAAAAAUCAAAACCGCACAGUUCGUGGUUUGUCGUGUUUCAUGAACCCCAAACCAUAAACUUGCCCUGGUUCACGAACCAGUUUGUUGGUUCGUGGUUUGUCGCUUCCCAAGGCCCUAGAACGGCCCCCUUCACAGUCAAGAAAUGCCAAACUCACAGGGACUCUUCAGGAAGCUCUCCUCCGGCCACCCUCCAAGUUUGGUGAAGAUUGCAUUUCAGAUGUCUGAGUUAGAGACCCCCAAAGCAGGUGCUCUCAGGAAAGUUAUACUGGACCCUGGGAAAGGCAUGAUCUAUGGGUUUCCCCAGUUGCUGUCAGUUUCUCUACAAUAGGAAAAAACGGGGUGGCUGAUGGCACCUUCUUUGGGGGGGCCAUAAAAUGGCUCCUCGAGGUCCAAUCUCCCUGAAACUUUAGGGAUCUUUAGAGGACAGUUAGCAGUAGGUCCCCUGAAAAAUUUGUAGAUAUAUUUUGCUAAAUUCCACCCCCGUCCCUCUGGAUAGCCCCUAUAGUUUUCCCCAUAGGGAAUAAUAGAGAUCGAAAGUAGCUGGGGACAAACAGGCAAGAAAGAGUUGAUACUUGCUGACAGCAAGAAUUGCUGCUACGGCUCCCGAAAUGGGGAUUGCCCACUCCCCUUUGCAUAAAUGCCCCCCCUCCCUGGCAGGCCAAGCUGCAAGAUCACAGCAGAGGUGUGGAACCCCCAUUUUUAGCCACCCCCCAGGAAACCUGGUGGGUUUUUCCCCCUGAUACGUCCAAUUGAGUAAUCAAGUCACACCCAGAAAAGCUGCAGAGGAAGUUUUGAGCAUGCACGAAGAGAAGGUGCAUCAUGGGAUACCAUCUCUUCUGGGAGGAAUGGUUGGCAGCCAGAGCUGCCUAUCAAGCUUUGGAGGGCUGACAUUGGUGCUCCCAGGGCUGCAGAAGGUCUGCAGAAGUUCAUCACCCCCCCUCCAUUGCCUAGGGAAUUUAUUCAUCGUGCCAGGCUGUCUGCAGUGACGAACUGAAAAAUGAACCAACAAACUGGCCUAAAGUUUACUGCGGUUUGUCAGAAUGGGCUCUGAUGAACCAUCAGUUCACGAACCAUAAACCGGCCCGGCUCAUGACGAACUUUGUUUUGUAUUUUGGUUUGUGCCCAUCUCUAUUCCAAGACCUUGCCUUAAAAGAAAAUAUUGAAGGCUGCACCUAAUCUUAAAAACUGGCUUCAGCCAUGAGUGGCAUGUGAUUACUAAUUACCCUUGGGAAUAUUGGUGGCUGCAGAGGGUACUGCCUAUGCACUAGUGGGAAGAUUGUCCUUUUGGGCACCCAUCCCCACCCCUCACCCCACAAGUUGCCUCAGAGCUGAAGGAAGAAUGAGUUUUCCCUUCAUUCGGAAACAACUGCUGGAAAGAAGAGAAACAUGUCACAGUGCUUCUUUACGGGGACACAUUGGCAUAAGUACAGAGCAGUCCUGUGAACUGUUACUAGUCUACGCGAAGUACAAUCAGGCUUAGACUGGAGUAACUCAGCCUAGGAUUGCAUUGUGUCAUUGUGAUUGUUAGUUGAAGAAGCACUUGAACUAUACCAAUAAUUAUAGUUUUAAAAAAUCUUUUACCAGUUCAGCAAGUUAAAACUCAAUAGGUCUUUUUGGUCCUGAUUGCUUGAAAAAUAAUUUUCAAGCCCUUAAUUAGUUGCGGAUUUUAAGGGAUUUAUAAUCGUAUUAAACAUAGUUAAAAUAUCAAAGAGCAAGGUAUCUGAAGAAGUGAGCUGUAGCUCACGAGAGCUCAUACACUACUACCACAAACUUGGUUAAUCUUAUAGGUGCUACUUGACUGUUGCUCUUUUCUACUGCUACAUACAAACUAACGGCUACCCAUCUUGAUCUGUCUUACAAUAUCAAGUGUAGGCAAAAUUUAUUUUUUUUAGAAGCUGAGUAUUAAAUUUUUCAUGAAAAUAAAAGCUUCUGAAGUACACUUGAUACUAGUCCAUGGGCUGUCCUUUGAAGUACAAUUAAAUAAUACCAUCUUAAUAUUUUAUUUCUUUUAAUAAAAAUCUUAAUUGCCUGUAACAAGUCUUGGUUGUUACAGACUUGAAUAUUAGGGGCAUUCAGCUGAGGGUGUUUUGCUUUGCAUAUAUAUAUUUUCUUGGGUCUUAAUUUUCCAAGGUGACAUUUGAGGUAAGUAUAGAGGGUUUUCUUGUCCAUAGAGUGUAGAGAACCAUCCAUAAGAUCAUAAAAAUAACUGUUGCCAGGCAAAUUGUAACAUAGGCAUAAUUUGAACUAAUAAUUCUUGAGAAUAUAGGUUUUUUUUAAAAAUACAGGCUUUUUAUAAGGUAACAUCUUAAAAUGUUCUUGAAUUCUUCCUGGAUCUUUCAGUGGCCUUCAAAUUAUUUAGCUCUGUUUCUAAAAUCAAUUUCUCAAUAUAGAGUUGAAUAAUUGAUUAUGCUGAUACUGUUUUGAGCCUGUGGCAUCAGGAAACCUCUUGGUCUUGGUGUUUUUUUAUUUACUGUGUAGUUCCCCUUUUUCACUGAGACUCAAAGCAGAUUACACAGUGUAAGUCUAUACAGUAAAUAUGAUAAGACAUCUAAUAAACAAUGUACUAGGAUUAGGAUUACAGAAAUCUGAAUAAGCAUAGCAUACUAGACAUGAUACAUAGUGCAGUUAUAAUGUCACUGCAGUUAUAAUAUAAUACAGAAAAAUGGUAUUAUAUCAGUAGAAAAAACGCAGUGAUAACAGGGUAUUAUGGAGCUCUUUAGUUACACUGCAUAAUUUUCAUAUUAAUUUUAUUCUGUGGUUGCUUGUGUAUGUUGAAAAUGCCUGAUUCUUGUGGGUUGGGGAGGGCAAACUAGAUCUGAGAUGUUCUUGUGCACAAAUUGCCUGAGAAGCAAUUGGUUAAUAAAAAGAGCUUUUCCUCCAGUGGGGUGUAGCUAUUGUAGCUGGGUCUUUGUCUUUUUAUUAACUCAAUCUCAAAUAAUAGGGCUCUGGUUAUUUUGCAGAAUGUCUCUGAAGAAUGGACAGCAUUGCCAUGGCUAACUGCAAGCUACAGUUCACAGUGGACAAACGUUGUAGUGUUCUAUUUACUUUUAUAAAUUUUUUACUUUUAUAUACUUUGUAGUUUUCAAUCAGUCCUGUAUGAUUGUUAAUUACGAAUGCAGUUUUUUAAAGAUUUAAUAGUGUAUAGUAAAAAAAACAUGUUAGUGUUUAUUUUCUUCCAUAAUGCAACCAUUUCUGAAAAUGUCAAUUUCUCAAAAUUUACAGCUGCCCAAGUCCAAAAAGGGGGUAACGAAUUGACCUGAGAAAAUUAAAGAAUUCAGUUAACAGGCGACGGAUGCACGAGUUGUUAAGGACAUGGCAACAGGAAAAUCUAAGGGAUAUGGCUUUGUUUCUUUCUUCAAUAAAUGGGAUGCCGAAAACGCUAUUCAGCAGAUGGGCGGACAGUGGCUUGGUGGAAGACAAAUCAGGACUAACUGGGCAACGCGCAAACCUCCAGCUCCAAAGAAUACAUACGAAUCAAAUGCCAAACAGCUCUCCUAUGAUGAUGUUGUAAAUCAGUCCAGUCCAAGCAAUUGCACUGUGUACUGUGGUGGUGUUACUUCAGGGCUAACAGAACAGCUAAUGCGCCAGACGUUUUCUCCUUUUGGGCAGAUAAUGGAAAUUCGGGUCUUCCCAGAUAAAGGGUACUCCUUUGUGCGGUUCAAUUCUCAUGAAAGUGCUGCACAUGCAAUUGUUUCAGUCAACGGCACAACCAUAGAAGGGCAUGUUGUGAAAUGUUACUGGGGCAAAGAAACACCAGAUAUGAUCAGUCCAAUCCAGCAGCAGAAUCAAGUGGGAUAUCCACCCCCUUAUGGACAGUGGAGCCAAUGGUAUGGAAACACACAACAGAUUGGUCAGUAUAUGCCUAAUGGCUGGCAAGUCCCUGCAUAUGGAAUGUAUGGACAACCGUGGAAUCAGGGAUUUAAUCAGACACAGUCUUCUGCAGCAUGGAUGGGUGCAAGUUACGGCGUACCACCACCUCCACCACCCCCUCCACCUCCUCCCCAGGGACAGAAUGGAAGUGUUCUAACUAGUCAAACUGGAUAUCGGAUGGCAGGUUUUGAAACACAGUGAGAGAGAAGGACUCUGGAAUAGAAACAACUGGUGGCUCUGAGGCUAUAUGGAGCAUUGUAAAUCCUUUGUUUACUUUAAAAAAAUCUAUCCAAUCAAGUCAGUGCAAAUGUCAGAAACAGUAUUUAUUUUUAAUCAUGAAACUUUGUCCACAUUUUUUUUUAAAACACACACACACAACGGGAAAUACUAGAUGCUGGAUAUCUGCCAACUUUUGCCUUCUUUUCCUCUUUUGAGAUGUGUUUCUUAAGAUCCUUGUUUGAAACACAACUAAUGCAGGGAUUUCUGCCACUUUUAGAUUGGGGCAGAAAAUUGCACAAUAUCAAACUUUUUUUUCCACUGAAGUAGCGUGCAGUUCUAGUUUGCAUUCCUAGUAUGAUUUAAAAAUGUGUAUAUGAAAGCAGUUAAACAAAAACCCACGCCAAAACUGUGUGAAUUCUGAAGAUUUAUUAUGAUCUUCAGCUUGUGCACAAUUCUGUUUUAAAGAGAGCCUAUUGUAUAAAGUGUCCAUCUCCUCACUUUUGUUAUACUGGGGUUUCAAAUAUAACUUAUUGGUUUACAUUAUUUUGUAUCUAGACAUUUUUCAAAAAGUGGUUUUUUGCCUUACUGUCAGCUAUUAAAUUAUUAAAUGGGGGUGGGGGCAGGGAAUUGCUGAUCAACAAAGCUAGUUGUGCAGAGCGCUCUGAUGGAUCCAACUCUUCAUGUUAACUGUUUUGUUCUUAGACUUGAGAAGGUGCCUGGGAAAUCCCUGUUGGAUUUGCUUCAAGAUCUUUUAUCUUCACUGAUGAAUUUCAGCCCAGUUUCAAAUACUGCUUAAAAAUGUGACAUUCUUAUGAACCAGCUUUUUAAAAAAUCUUGUCAGUUUUUACAUUUACAUGUAUCCUUUCUCAUGUAAACUAUUUUAGCAAAUUAAUAUUUUUCACAUAAGUUGGUCAACUUUUGUACGUCUCCUUCUUUGAAAGGGUAAAAUGGCAGAGAUCUACACAUGACUUACGAGUCCAGUUGAAAACUUUGGUUCUUGCAUGUGAAUAUCAGACACAUUUAGUUUUCUGAAUACACAGUCCUCUCUUUCAGAGACAUAUAGAGAAGACAUCAGUCUUACUGUUAGCAUUUUUUUUUACUCAUGUGAAGUUUGACUUGACUUUAGCAUGUACAAGUAGAGCUAUGAAAUCUUGUAGCAUUGUGUAAAUCAGGCCGGGGUAUGAGGAAUGCUCCAGUGAAGCCUGAAGGACCAGCCGGAUAAAGCAUUUUGAAUCAUUUAGAGGCCAGAAAAUAACCAUUGCUACCUACCUCCUCAGUGAGCCUUCAGAGUGGGGAAACCCGACCCCCCAACACAAACCCAACAACAAAAGAAAUGCCGGUAGUGCAGUGUUUGUUUAUAUGAACUUCAGAGUGAUGGAUGUUUUUGCUAUGCUUUAGUUGCAGUACAGCAACUUAUAAAAAGAUUUGAGUUUUAGUACUGAGUGUCCUACAUGACUGUAUUCUAUGGAAAGAAGUAAUACUAGGACAGUGGGGGGAGGGUUGCUUUGUAGCUGUUCUGAUUCUGUUUAUCUUGAUUUCAACCCCCUCAUUGUCUUUGGGAAAUUUUUCCAUAGAAAGAAAGGUUCUAGGAAACAGUUCUGAAACUUGGAUGUAUGCAAGGGAAUUUUAUUUUGCAGUAAGUGGAGGAAAAUAGGCAAGAAAGGGCAGCCUAGGAUCAGUUUAGAGAAACUCUGCCCAUGACUAUUCACAGCUGGCAUUUUACCAAGAGUGAGCAGGACCAGAAAUGGCAUGAAUAUCUGUGGAACAAUUCAGUUCAGUGGUGUUUAAAACUUGGCUGUAAACAGCUGGAUACAAAUAUCUCGGGGAAAAAUACCUUUGUAGACAAGACUGCCCCCAAUAAAGUAUACUGAAGAGAUGCUUUUAACUCGAUAGUGCUUCCUGUUUAAAUUUGCAUAAACAUAAUUUGUGGUUACCACCUCUGCCUGUACAAUUCUUUCAAAAGAUGACAUUUUAGUAGAUCUGAGGUGAGUUUGGUGCAAUGGAAUUUUCUGUAUUUGUGUUUUCAGCAAUAGAACUGCCCAAGUUUGGUCUACUUAAAUAAAAUUCGUGUCACUAAAAUGGA
Messenger RNA from Eublepharis macularius, 9074 nucleotides. It is a transcript of the gene TIA1, whose product is annotated as TIA1 cytotoxic granule associated RNA binding protein. The coding region runs from base 6215 to 6973 and encodes 252 amino acids. Gene Ontology annotation, molecular function: mRNA binding. The transcript is spliced from 8 exons. The record is from RefSeq and is a predicted model, not a curated record. Lineage: Eukaryota; Metazoa; Chordata; Lepidosauria; Squamata; Eublepharidae.